UAGAAAGUGGGCGUGUAUCAGCUGUUCAUAUAAAACAGGACCGAUCAUCCGUCCCACUCACACUGUUAAUUUCUGCUGAAUCGUCUGAAGCAUCUCUUCAUUUCGACACCUAAAGAAAGCUUUCUCCGACGACAAAAACAAGUACUGAAAAGUUUCAGAUAAACUCGCCAUGGAGUUAAUGAUCAAAUUCCUAACUGGGAAUAGUUUUUCCCUGCCCGUGGAGCUGCGCACGACUGUCGGACAGCUGAAGUCCAUGAUCCAAGCGAGGGCGUCGGUGCCCAGCGCGAAGCAGCGGCUGAGUACGCAGAACGGCCACAGGAUCGACCUCACAGACGACUCGCGGACGCUGCAGGACUACGGUCUACAUUCGGGAUGCACAGUCGUCGUGCUGAUUACACAGUCCUACCAAGUGUUUCUGAGAAAUGAUAAGGGCGCGACGCACACGUACGACGUCGCCCCGGGAGAGACCGUCGCCCAGUUCAAGCUCAAGGUGCAAAACAAGGAGGGCGUCCCUGUCCAGCAACAGCGGCUGGUCUACGAAAGCAAGCCGCUGGAGGAUGGCCAUACACUGGAGGAUUACGGGAUAAAAGCAGGGAGCACCAUCAACCUCUUGCUGCGCCUGAGAGGGGGCUGAACGUGAUGGACUGCGCCAAGAUUAAUUAGAUUAAUUUUAAUAAUGUAUUGAAUCGAUGAAGAUUUUGAGAAAUUGUUAUAUUGAAGACUCAAGGAAGGGGACCACAAUGAACUACCUUGCUUUUACUUUUCAGUUGUGUUUAAUGAUACAAAUUAUUUUGUGUAUCUCAUGAAUAAUCUGUAUUGUAUAAUAUGUUGAAGUGUUAAAGGUGAAUAUGCAAGGAUGCUGUCUAUGUUACAAAGGCCACGAUUGGUACAACCCUCUGUCAUAGAUGCAAAAUGUGAACGUUCCCAAAACUAUUUUUUCCUUAGAGAUGUACUGAAUGGAACUUAUAAUGCCUAUUAUACUAUUAUACAUGUGUAAUAUACAUUAUACUAGUACAUACUACUACUAUGGGCUUGUAGCUUAAAGGUUACUGGUUCAGUUCACAGCUAGGACAGUGCUGUUAUGCUUUUGAGCAAGGUGAAUUAACCUGAAUUGCUUCAGUAAAAAUACCUGUGAAGAAAAAAAUUUGUAACUCACUGUGGAUAUGGAAUGUCUGCUAAAUUGCAGCAGUGUAAUGUGAUGGUGGAAAAAUAAACAAAAGGGUGGACAUGA
Messenger RNA from Conger conger (European conger), 1231 nucleotides. RefSeq names its product polyubiquitin-like. Gene Ontology annotation, molecular function: protein tag activity; ubiquitin protein ligase binding. Gene Ontology annotation, cellular component: nucleus; cytoplasm. Lineage: Eukaryota; Metazoa; Chordata; Actinopteri; Anguilliformes; Congridae. The record is from RefSeq and is a predicted model, not a curated record. Gene Ontology annotation, biological process: modification-dependent protein catabolic process; protein ubiquitination. The coding region runs from base 170 to 634 and encodes 154 amino acids. The transcript has 2 exons.